Messenger RNA from Branchiostoma floridae (Florida lancelet), 2033 nucleotides. Its product is annotated as probable N-acetyltransferase 16. The record is from RefSeq and is a predicted model, not a curated record. The transcript has 3 exons. Gene Ontology annotation, molecular function: acyltransferase activity, transferring groups other than amino-acyl groups. The coding region runs from base 263 to 1243 and encodes 326 amino acids. Lineage: Eukaryota; Metazoa; Chordata; Leptocardii; Amphioxiformes; Branchiostomatidae.
ACGUGCGUGACGUCACUUGACCUUUAUACUGCACGUAAAGUUGUAUGAACGGGGCUACGUUAGCCGUGACAGGGCUCUCUGACAUUCUGUUCCAUCACAAGACAGCUACAGAGAAGAGUUUCUGUCACCCAGAACAAGGAAGAGUUCCGUUUCCUUACAAGUUGUAAGCCAUCUGCACGCGGUAUUUGUCUCGGGCAAACAACAAGAACAUGAACUACAUGUAGUACAACCGUUCCAUUGAGCCCCCCUCCCCCAGUUCGUCAUGACAGAGCAGAGUCCAAAUCUUUUAUUUCGUCUCGCUUCACACGAUGACUACGACGCCGUAAUGCGCAUGUCUAAGGACAUCUAUAGCGACACCGACUACCUGCCGGAGUUCUUUCACUCCUUCAUUGAUGAUCCUGACACCACGGUUUUCCUGGCGGUGGCGGGAACACAAGUGGUAGGCCUCCUAGUGGCAACAAUCACGGAGGAAGGAAAGGCCUUCAUCAGUACGUCAGCGAGAGUUGCUCCUGCCUGGAGAGGGAAGCGCGUCAUCGGGAAGUUGGAGCAGUAUCAAGACGCCUGGAUCCGACAGAACCGUCCGACAGCCAGGUAUAAACGAGCCACGGCAUCCACUGCUAGCGUCUUUACAAGGAGACAUAUAAAAGGCAUGCCAGAAGUUUUCUGCAUGCCCUACGUAGAAUACAAGGGCGGAGCCAACCUGUGGUGGCGACAGAACCCCGCUAAGCUGGCUCAACUGGACACGACCGGCUUACCGGACGUCGUGCCUCUACAGACCGCAGACGACGACUUCUGCGCGGCUGUACAGAAAUGGCUUCCCGAGGGAGCUUGCGGUAGUCACGACGGCAAACCCAUCAUACUGGUAGACUGGGACCCGUUCAGCCUGUGCCCCGCCAAUUUGAAGAUUCUACAAGCACAGAAUAAUAUUUACAUGUUAAACUACAAGGGAGAAGCUAGUCUGAGUCUUUCCAACUCGUAUCCAACCGCUGCAGUGAGGAUGAUGUCCGUUACAAUCUACGCUAUGGACGACUUAACCGUCCAAAAACACCUACAGAAACACCUAGAGGACGUAAGCCGUAGCUACAAAAACGAAGACAUACAACUGAGCGUAUUUGUCGGUCUUGCUGAGCUGGAGGAUUCAAUCCACCAGUUUUGUAGGGAAGCUUUACAGAUGAAAAAUCUGCUGGACAGGAAGAGUGAAGUUAUCAUGACUGAAAGUGACAUAUUAUCCAGCCACCUGUGAGAGGCCUCAAGGCCGGUGGAUAUCAAUCGUAUGAUUGACAUCCUUUGGGAAACCCAAAAAUUAUACAAACGUGUGAAAAAAAGGUUCUUAAAAAUCUGCCGUUCAUUGUGUGAUCUUGGUGGUCAGGAAGGGUGAACAAAUGAUAUAAUACACAGAGCACGGUAAACCGCCCAGUGUAUUCUCAAUUUUUGUUCUUUGACUUUGGAAUUUUUUUCUUCAAUAUUCUCGGGCAUACGUGUUCUCUUUUUGUAUGUUUUGCAUUCUCGAAGCAGAGGUUGGGUCACGGAGAUAGUGGUAGUGGUAGGGAUUCCCUCAACAGAGCUUUAAGCCUAGUAAAAAUCUCAAGCCCACCCACUACUGUCUCUGUGACCCAACCCCUGCAUGGAGAAUAACUUCGCAUGCUUUGUAGAGAGUAUGGUCGAAAACUUUAUUCUAACGUUCAAAACUUGAUGAGCACACGGAUGCAAUUUUUUUGACCGAAUGAACAUGACAUAAACAGCAGACUAUGUCCGCCCGUCAUACCUAUUACAACGUUAAGUGGAACAUUUAAUUGAACACAAAGCGAGUAAUUAGUUUGAGUUAUCUCUGCAGGCUUUAUCAGUAUGACUGACCCAUGCUUUCAUACGCGUGAUCUAGUUUCAGAUUUGAGUUAAUCAUGUGUUUUCAAUGAGAACUGUAAAUGUGUAUUGUAUGUGUUGUCACCCAAUAUCAGCGACGCUGCCUGGGUUGUUUGCCGUGUAUUGCGUUUUCUGCAUUCUCAAUAAAUGAAUAAAUAAAUCUCUGCAGCCUU